AUGUUUUCAUUACCUUUCCGGCCUUGUCGGGUCAAUUGCACGCCUUUGGUUGGCCAGGUGAGGCAAGCGUCAUCUAAGCGCUGGCAGGCUCGACAACAAAAGGAUCAAUUCACAAAAGAAGCCGCCGUCCAAGGACUUAAAAGCCGAGCUGCCUUCAAGUUAUUACAGGUUGCCGCAAACCGUACCCAACCACACGGCCGAGUCCUCGGCGUCGAUCUUAUUCCCGCGCAACCUCCCAAGGGAGUCUCGACAAUCCAGGGAAACUUCCUCGCAACCGAGAUCCAAACUUAUAUCCGAGACUUUCUUCGGGACCCGGAAAGGGGCAGACCACGGCAACCUGGUCUAGGCGAACCUACGCCCAGCUUAUUGGAGCCGAAACCCGACGAGAGCGCAGGAGGAAAGGAUGGGCAAGAUAAAAUUCUUGAAAGGACAGUUGAUGUUGUUCUCAGUGAUAUGUCUGCACCCUGGCACCAGACGUCCGGUUUUUGGAAACGAAGUCUAAGUGCUCCUUAUAACAGGAUGAUGAAUACAAGCGGCGUUACCUUCAGGGACCAUGCUGGAAGUAUGGACCUCUGCAAUGCCGCCUUGCGAUUCAGUACGGAUGUCCUCAAAACAGGCGGCCACUUUGUUUGCAAGUUCUACCAAGGUGCCGAGGAUAAAGAACUAGAGAUGCAGCUGAAGGCAUUGUUCAAAAAGGUCCAUCGAUUAAAGCCUGAAUCAUCGCGCAGUGUAUGA
This is a messenger RNA of Penicillium olsonii, 735 nucleotides long. The record is from the annotation of a GenBank genome assembly. NCBI's taxonomy places the organism in Eukaryota, Fungi, Ascomycota, Eurotiomycetes, Eurotiales, Aspergillaceae.